AUGGGAGACUUCCAUAAGAUCCACCGAUAUUUCAGUCCGCUACUAUCAAUACUCGCAGAUAGCAGCGUCGAAGAUCUCCUCGGACGGUCUAAUUCGAUCUCCACGCUAUCAGAUCUCUUGCGUCCAUUCGACGUAUUGCAUAAUGUACCUCUGCGGACGAGUCUCUUGGAAACGCACCACGCACCCUCCUUCUAUCUACGCUUCAAUGAGCUCGCUCAGCUUGAUGCCGACGCCGAUGAGUUGCACAGCGUCGUAGAGAACGCAGCAAAUGAUGCAUUGGAUGUACACGGUGCACAGAAUCCACUCAAUCAGUAUGAUCAUUUCGUAGACGCAGUUCUCUCCCACCACGACCUCCUCCCGUACUCCACCUUCCAUCAUCCGGCAGCAUUUAUCCUCGCAACGACCACGACACACAGCGAUCCCAUAGCACAGCUCGCUCGACUCGCUCAGCAGGUGUCGCUGCCAGAUGCCUAUGCCAAGCGCACAUACAUGAACGCGACGCCCAACUAUGUCCUCCGAUACUACGUCCUCAUACACGAUUCACAGGAUGGCAGUAUUAGUAUGGAUGGCGCGCGUGAGCUGCUGGAGAAGGCUAAGAGGGCACAUGGGAUUCACUGUGCUAUGCUAAUUAUCAACUCUAAGGACAAAGCAGGCGUACAUACCAAUGACGAUCUCGUUGCUCGCACGUACGGAAACGCUAGCGGUCACAGUCUCGACGCUUCAGAUCUCACCGUCGUGAGGGCGUUCGUCAGGGAGCUUGUCGUCCAAUCACUCAUACCAUGGAUGGAAAAAUGCACUCGUGACUGGAACCAGCUGUUCGUUGCAAAUAGGAAGGGAUUCGCUAAUAAGCUGUUCUCUUCCUUUGGCGUUUCGAGGAAGUGGACUGCGCAGCAAUCACCCGCUAGAGCUAUCAACAGCGCUGCUUCGCCAGGAUCGUUUAUCAGCUCAGAGAAGAUAUACCCAUCAACUACCCACGAAGCUACCUUCCGCAGACUGGCAGACUUUGCUUUCAUGUUACGUGACUACAAGCUCUCAGCUCAGGUAUACAGUCAGACGCGGCGAGAUGUGGCCGAGGAGCCCGAAGCAUAUCACUACGCAGCCUCUGCUAACGAGAUGCUGGGGCUAUCGCAUCUUCUCUCUCCGCACUCUCCAACGUCGACACUCGACCUCACACUGGAGCACCUCAAAGAAGCUUCGCGCGUGUGGGGUGAGACGGGAGAACGUAAUGACAGCGCGCAGGCUGUGCGUGCUACGAUACUAUUCGUCGAGUCAUUCAGAGCGCGCGGAUCAUCUGGUCUAGUCAUACCUGCAGCACUCAUCGGUGCGGCCAGCGGAGGUGCUGUGCACCACGCCAUAAUGCUCAGUGAGGCUGCAUUGGCGUAUGAAAACCACGUUAGACCUUACAAGCGCAAGGCGUGUCUCUACUAUGCCAGGGCAGCAUCUUUAUACGAAGCCAAUGGGAAAUUGGAACAUGCUAGAUGGUGCUACUCUCACUGCGAUACUAGAAAAUUCCCCUUUGUCGUGCAAGCUCUAGGUAGGCUAGCUAGUGAGUCCAACAAGCAGGAGGCUGCUAAUCUUUUCACUGAGGCACUGCGCUAUGAUGGUGAUGAAGCGCUGCUAGAUAAUUGGAGACUGAGUGUUAAAGAAGAGGGCGUUGAUGUGAAAUCCCUAUCACUCCCAUUCCCUUUUUUCGAUAAGUCAGCGACUGUUAUCUACGACCAAAGUCAGAAUUCCACCACGAGCAGGAGAUCGGAGGCUAUUUUCAGCAGCCUUGAGCAAACGCUGGAUGUAGAUAGCAGCAAGCCUGAUGCAAGUGUCGACGUAGACGCAGGAGAAACCUUCCACGUCCAAAUAUUCCCCCGCAACCCUUUCCAUGGCGGCAUAACUUUGAGCGACCUGGAGCUCAACUUCGAUGGCGAUGGGAGGGUGGAUGUGGAGCGACUCGACAAUUUGGUGGAACUGGCUGCCAUGCAAGCCCUUCCGCUUACCUUCAAAUGCAGUAUACCCACCCCAUCUGCCGUUAAACUCAGCAGCGUUUCCUUCACACUGGACGGGCUUGCGAGGUUUACAGAGUCAUUGACGAGGAAUGGACGGAGACUGAACGAUACCAAAGAGCAGCGCAUCGGCAGAUUCUAUGCGCCCGACUUAUCACUACAGGUUAGAGCCCACGAAGCGUCCCCGAAGCUGUCGGCGAGCUUAGUGGGUGUCCCGCAGCGCAUGGGUUUGGGCGAGGGGCGUUUAGCUCACCUCGUCCUCAACAACACCGGGCUAUUGGAUGUGGACGAUAUUCGAGUGGCGGUUAAUGAGCAGUCCUUUGUUGUGCUCGGUGUGGAUGGCGGGAUAGAUAGUGCGCUCGAUUUUUACAAACAGCAAAAAGGUGCGAGUAAUGAGAAGUGUCGUGUCGAGAACAACUUGCUGCCCACUCAGCCGUUGGCCCUCCAUGAGAGUAUCAGAAGCGGGGAGAAGAUGUCCAUUCCCGUGCUCGUCAGAGGCGAUGGCGUGGGCAAGCGAGCACUCCAUCUACUUAUCACGUACAAGCAGAAGGAUCGCACUUUACAACCUAGCACAUCACAGCAUGAAAGAUCGCAGCGCACUUGGCACUCUCAACACAGCGUCAAAAGAUUGCUGCACAUAGUCGAUAUUCGACCAGUGGUGGAUGUGAAACUCGCCGCACAUCCAAGCAAGGCGCCAGUCGGCGGCUACGAGCUUUCGCUUGAGAUAGAGAAUGUGGUGCCUGAUUCGCAGGUAGACAUAACGCAAGUGACGUUUGUAUCUCCUGCAUGGAAAUGCGUAGGGGAUCUGCAGGAGAUGUCGCUGAGUUUUGAGGAAAUGGUCAAACAGCAUUUCAGGGCGGAAUUAAGUGAGGAGUACGUAGCGUCGGAUGGAUAUAGGACGCAAGAGUACAUGGUGGACAGGAUGGCGACGUAUUUGCAGGGCAAAGAUAUGGCAGAUACGCACCCACCGCCUGUGCAUGUGCUCGCCACACACCUCGCCAACGCAACGGAUGAAUACAUCCCAUUUACUCAGACAUCGCUCUUGAAUAUCAUGAUGAACGCUAGACGCAACCUCCGGCAGAUCACACUGGCACACGAAUUCAAAAGCUUGCACAAGGACUUGCAGCCUCACCUGUUCCCGCUCAUGGAGAUGGGUGAGGGGGACGUAAUGGUGUGCUGGCGGAUGGGCGACAGGGUCGGACACGCGCUUGUAUCGGGACUGGUGAUGGGCGCGCGAGAGGGACUUACGGGGAGGAUAGCGGAGAGGGUGAAGCAGUCGAAAGAUGUCAGGAGCGUCUUGUACGCGUCGACAAUCAAAGAGCGCGAAAGAACACUAGUGGAGCUGAGCAAGAGUCGCUACAACGUGAACGACAUGCCGAUCAUCGUUAACACUUACACGCCAUCGACUAUCAACCACCUUUUCGAACAAGAACCUGAGUUAAGGUUGAGCGUCGACGUCAGUCUGUUCAAUAACUCGAUCAGUAAAGAGGUGGAGUGCACGUUGAGCGUGAGGGAUAAAAUGGAGGGGCUGACUGUGCCGACGAGGAUUUUUGAAAGGACAGUGCAGCCGCAGCAGGCGGAGAUGGUCAAUAUACCACUCGUAUGCACCGCACCCGGUGUGCACAAGUUAAGGGAGAUGGUCCUGUCAUUGGGGACAUCGAACUAUGUCGUCAAGUUGAAUGAUAUUGUUGUUAUUUAG
This is a messenger RNA of Wallemia ichthyophaga EXF-994, 3693 nucleotides long. RefSeq names its product Trafficking protein particle complex subunit 8. The coding region runs from base 1 to 3693 and encodes 1230 amino acids. Lineage: Eukaryota; Fungi; Basidiomycota; Wallemiomycetes; Wallemiales; Wallemiaceae. Gene Ontology annotation, biological process: endoplasmic reticulum to Golgi vesicle-mediated transport; protein localization to phagophore assembly site. Gene Ontology annotation, cellular component: phagophore assembly site; TRAPPIII protein complex; cytoplasmic vesicle. The record is from RefSeq and is a predicted model, not a curated record. The transcript is spliced from 4 exons.